AUGGCGGAUAGCCACACAAAAAAUUUGUGUGUUGAAAUUAUACACACACACUUCGGACCUCUAACUUCCAAACUUGCAUCGGUUUUAUUGAGCCGCGGGCGUCUGUCUCUUUUCCAAUUGGCACGGUUCGCGGACCUGAAACCUCGUACUGCUAGAGCAUGCGUUCUUGUUCUUGUUCAACAUAAUAUACUAUGGCAUACGAAGGGAGAUGAUGGCACUGAAAUGUUUGAAGUCAACGUCGACGACUGCAUCAUGCGUCUACGGUUCGGGAAAUUUGUCUGGCUAGCGGAUAGAAUUUUUGGAAAAGAGGCAGCAGAUAUAAUCCAAGUAAUUCUGGAUCACGGAAAACUGAAGUCCCCGGAUAUCAUGAACCAGCUUUCUGUAUACGACCCUAAGAAAAUUAAGCAAUAUACCUUAGCACUUCAUAAACUUGUUUCUGGGGCAUACCUGAAACCUUCCACCAUUCUUUCUCAUCUCUCUCCUCGCGAUAAAUGUAUACAGUACGAGUCCGAGGAAAAACGAAAGAUUUCUGGGUUCCCAACAGCGAAGGAGUUGCGCGAAGCGAAAGAAGUUGCACAAGCCAGACUUAAAAGGGAAGAGGAAGAGGCUGAGCAAGUUGGAUUGAAACGCAAAGCUAAGGAUCAGCCCGGGCCGCGUUCAAAUAAGCGGAAAACUUCUGAAGAAGAAGAAGUUGUCAACGAAGAUGUUUACUUCAGGGUUAAUUACGCAAGGUUCGGUAUUCACAUACGGAAUACAAUGAUAGAAAGGGCCGUCAAGGAGAGGUACAACCUUGGAGCAUCGAUUGUCGUCCAAGCAGCUUUGAAAGCUACCGAAAACUCGCAAGGAGAUCUUUCGGACUGCAGAUCACAACCCACUUCUGUUUCAAACAUCGCCGUACAUAUACCGGAAGAUGCAGAAUUAUCCUCUGGUCUCGUUUAUCCUUCUAAAAAGGUACCAACUCUUACAUGUGUCAAGGAUUAUCUGGGAAUGCUUGCAUCAGCCGAUAAUCCAACACCCGAAGGCCGAGCUUCGUCCUUUAUAUCGUAUUCGUCUUCGAAAGUGCAAGUUGAAUUCGAAAUAAUUGGACAGAGAAUGCGUCAGGCGAUUGUAGAAGCUGUAGCAAGAGACAAACAUGGGCCAGAGGGUGUCAGAAUUUUACGUUUACUUUCCUCAACUGGCAAAAUGGACGAAAAACAAAUUUCAAAAAAUGUUAUGAUGGCCCCUAAGGACGUCCGACCUCUCCUUGUUGCACUAUCUGCCGAUUCAUUAAUUUCCACCCAAGAAGUACCCAAAAGUGCUGAUCGGAAUCCUACCAGAACAUUUUAUCUCUGGUAUGUUGAUCUACAAAAGUGCUACCAAGUCAUCUUAGGCAAUGUCUACAAGACAUUGUUUAAUAUUGCUGCUCGUAGGCGGUCAGAGCGGGAAAACAGUGAGGUUUCUGCGGUUCUGCAGAAAAGAGAGAGGAGUGAUGUAAGUCAGGAUGAGAGCUUAUUGACGAGGUUAGAGCGGGAAACACUCAAGGAAUGGGAAUCGAAGGAGGAAAAGUUGACAAUAUUGGAAAUGAGAGUGGAAGAGACUAUAUUUUUGCUCAAAGAUCUCUCUGCUUACAGCCAGGAACCAUAA
This is a messenger RNA of Psilocybe cubensis, 1623 nucleotides long. RefSeq lists its product as uncharacterized. The record is from RefSeq and is a predicted model, not a curated record. Gene Ontology annotation, cellular component: RNA polymerase III complex. Gene Ontology annotation, biological process: DNA-templated transcription. Gene Ontology annotation, molecular function: single-stranded DNA binding. The coding region runs from base 1 to 1623 and encodes 540 amino acids. NCBI's taxonomy places the organism in Eukaryota, Fungi, Basidiomycota, Agaricomycetes, Agaricales, Agrocybaceae. The transcript is spliced from 11 exons.